Molecule: messenger RNA, 607 nt
Organism: Mytilus californianus (California mussel)
Lineage: Eukaryota; Metazoa; Mollusca; Bivalvia; Mytilida; Mytilidae
Product: complement C1q tumor necrosis factor-related protein 3-like
Exons: 3
Coding region: 26-574 (182 amino acids)
Molecular function (GO): protein binding
Source: RefSeq, a predicted model, not a curated record
UACUGACAUACUUGGAAAGGCUAAAAUGAAAAACUUAUUUAUCACUAUACUGUUCAUAACAAUGUCAUCUGUUUACAGUCGAGAGAACUGCUGCCAAACAAUUGGUAAAGCAAAGGUGACAUUAUCAGAAGCAAUAAGUACUCUGCAGAAUACCAACGAACUUCUCGGAGAUACAGGUUCACCGAUCCCUUCCAGUAAAGUUGCUUUUCAUGCAAGAUUGACAACGGCUGUUACCCUUGGUUCGACGCAGACUGUUAUUUUUGACCACGUGAUAACCAAUAUUGGUAAAGCAUAUAACCAACAUACAGGUCAUUUCACAGCACCAUUUAAUGGAAUAUACUUCUUUGCCUGUACAUUUCUACAGAGUGGAGAUACACCUCUACAUCUUCAAAUGGUUCAGAACAGCAGCGAAAUAUCAAGAGGGCAUGCACAAAGAGGUGGAGCAGUGGCAGGAUCAAUGAACGCAGUAAUAUAUCUGCACAAGGGAGAUGUUGUCAGAGUGCGUCAUUACCCGGGCCUAGGAUCACAAACUAUAUAUGGCGAUUGGAGCUUCUUUACGGGUUACCUUCUCUAAAAUUGUAUUAUUAAAAGUUUUAUGGAAAAUCUU